AUGGAAAAGGCCAAAACUUUGCUGUGGGCAUUAGCCUUGUGGCUGUUUGCCAAGGUGGAGUUUGCGUCGGUCCAAGUACAGUAUUGGCGUGAGUUAGCUGCACUUGGGAAGCUGCUCGGCAACGCUGGGGAGAUUGGCCAAAAGGCUACGCGAUCUGAGGGAAGGAAGGUAGAGCCGUGGGUGCAUGCUGCUGUAGAAGGUGGAAGUCACUUGGACAGAGCUUGCGACCACUCACCGAGCAAAGGUGGCCAAUCCAGCUUCAUCCCCAACAGAAAACACCAUCACCUGUUAAUCUGCAUCGAGCCAAAUCGAUCCUCGGCUCGCUUCCGCUGCAACGCCACUCCUGCAGCCUCAAACGAAAAGUGCCGUGAGGAUUCAGACGAUCAGGGUGGCCAGAGCCUCGACCUGACGCUGCCGAAAAUAGAAACGGAGCUACGGACCGACACGAAUGCUCUACUGUCUGUCUAUACAGCACAGGCACAACAGGCACUUCUUCUCCGCGAACUUUUGCAAACAGUGUGGGCUUUGCAACAGGCAGUCGAUUCAGGCGAUCUGGCAUGGCAUAGCGCCAACGUGCGCCCAUAG
This is a messenger RNA of Trichoderma harzianum CBS 226.95, 585 nucleotides long. RefSeq lists its product as hypothetical. Bases 1 to 585 code for a protein of 194 amino acids. The transcript is spliced from 4 exons. Lineage: Eukaryota; Fungi; Ascomycota; Sordariomycetes; Hypocreales; Hypocreaceae. The record is from RefSeq and is a predicted model, not a curated record.